CAGUAAUUCAUCUACUUGCAUGGUCCACGCUACAUAUUUUCAUCUUUAAAUAGGACACAACUGUCUUGGAAGCCUGUGGACCAGGGAAUGGAUAUGAAAGAAAUCAGCCAUGAUGGAAAAGUGUUACAUGCAGUACUGUGUUGAGGACUACUUGAAUUAUUAAUGUCUAGCACAGAGGGCUGCUUAGCUAUUGGUUCAGCGUGGCGUGAGGGAUUUUUAUUGUAAACAUUAAAAAUAACUAUGUCCAAGAAAAGCCGUGCCAAGGGAGAGAGGUCCGACAUGGAGAUAGAAGCAGUUCAGGCUGCUAAUGAGGAACUACGGAUUAAACUGACCAACAUCCAGAUAGAAUUCCAGCAAGAAAAAAGCAAGGUGGGUAAACUGAGAGAGAGAAUCCAGGAAGUCAAGCAAGAAAGAGAGCAGGAGCAGCACAAGCACACAGCCUACAUCUCUGAACUGAAGGCUAAGCUCCAUGAGGAGAAAAUGAAGGAACUCCAGGCUGUCAGGGAGCUGCUUAUCCGGCAGCAUGAGCAGGAAGUAGCUCGUAUGGUAAAAAUAAAAGACAGUGAAAUUCAACGCUUGCAGUCUACGGUGAACGUGCUGCGGGAUGGGGCAGCCGACAAAGUGAAAACUGCAUUGCUCAAUGAAGCCAGGGAGGAAGCUCGGAAAGCAUUUGACUGUGAACGUAUAAAGAUGCAGCAGGAGAUAUUGGAGCUGAAGACUGGUAAAAAGCAGCUUGAAGAAGCUUUGAACAAUAUUAUGCAGGCAGAUAAAAUGAAGGCAGCUGAUCUGCGCACGGCUUAUCAGUCCCAUCAAGAUGAGGUUAAUAGAAUAAAGCGUGAAUGUGAGAGGGAUAUCCGCAGGCUGAUGGAUGAGAUAAAAGGCAAAGACAGAGUGAUUUUGGCUUUGGAAAAAGAUCUUGGUGUCCAGGCAGGCCAUGCACAAAAGCUGCUGCUUCAGAAAGAAGCUUUGGAUGAACAGCUUGUCCAAGUAAAGGAGGCAGAACGGUACCAUGGUAGCCCCAAGAAGGAACUUCCUCCUGGAGUAGGGGAUAUCACUGAAAUGAUGGGAAGCCCGGAACAGCAUAUGGAUGAACGAGACAUACGGAGAUUUCAACUAAAAAUCGCUGAACUGAAUGCUGUAAUACGGAAGCUGGAAGACAGAAAUACCCUUUUAGCGGAUGAAAGAAAUGAACUGCUGAAACGUUCUCGGGAGACAGAAGGUCAGCUGAAGCCCCUUGUAGAGAAAAACAAAAGGAUGACCAAAAAGAAUGAGGACAUGUUGCAGUGUAUCCAGAGGAUGGAAGAAAAAAUUAAAAAUCUCACAAGGGAAAAUGCAGAAAUGAGAGAAAAGUUAUCCACGCAGCCGACUUUGAAGAGACACACUUCCUUGAACGACCUCAGUAGCACACGAGAGGAACAAGAAAUGGAAUUCCUGAGACUGCAAGUCAUAGAGCAGCAGCAUGUUAUUGAUGAUCUCACAGUGGAACGAGAACAGUUGUUACGCCCAAAAAAACCGAAAAGGAAAAUUCUGAAACCUCCAAAGAGGCAUGUUGUGGAGACGUUUUUUGGAUUUGACGAAGAAUCUGUUGACUCUGAAACCUCAUCCGUAACUUCGUAUAACACGGACAAAACAGACAGAACACCAGCAACACCAGAAGAAGACUUGGAUGAUAGUACGCCCAAAGAAGAAGCUGAUUUAAGGUUCUGUCAGCUAACCAGAGAAUAUCAGGCUUUACAAAGAGCAUAUGCAUUACUUCAAGAGCAAGUUGGUGGGACACUGGAUGCAGAGCGAGAAGCAAGGACUCGUGAACAACUGCAAGCUGAUCUCCUCAGGUAUCAGGCGAAAAUUGAAGAUCUGGAGAAAUCUCUGAUUGAAAAAGGACAGGAUUCCAAAUGGAUAGAAGAAAAGCAGCUCCUUAUCAGAACAAACCAGGAGUUGUUAGAAAAGAUUUACAAAAUGGAGCUGGAAGAGAAUCAGCUGAAGAACGAGAUGCAGGAUGCAAAAGACCAGAAUGAGCUGUUAGAAUUCAGAGUGCUCGAACUUGAAGAGAGAGAACGAAGGUCACCGGCAUUUAACCUCCAUAUAACCACCUUCCCUGAAAACAAUGGAAGUGCACUUCAACUGUUCUGUCAACAGGAAGGAAUAAAGGAUGUGAAUAUUUCUGAACUUAUGAAGAAGCUUGAUAUCCUUGGAGAUAAUGGGAAUUUGAGAAAUGAAGAACAGGUUGCAAUAAUCCAAGCUGGAACUGUACUUUCCCUCUGUGAAAAGUGGCUAAAACAAAUAGAGGGAACAGAAGCUGCACUGACACAGAAGAUGAUGGACCUGGAGAAUGAAAAGGACCUGUUCAGUAAACAGAAGGGUUAUUUAGAGGAAGAACUCGACUACAGGAAACAAGCUCUGGACCAGGCUUACAUGAAAAUCCAGGAGCUGGAAGCCACGCUAUAUAAUGCUCUGCAACAGGACCCUGGAAGGCGGGCGAGUGAAUCAUUGAAUGAAGUGCAGAGGGAUGAUUUACGAGCUGCGGUGGAGAAGGUACGGAGGCAGAUCCUGAGGCAGAGCCGCGAGUUUGAUAGCCAGAUCUUGCAUGAGCGCAUGGAGCUGCUGCAGCAGGCACAGCAGUCUGGUCUCACCGCCACCCUCUCGGCAGCCUCUGCAUCCCUGAGGUACCAGUCUCUGGAGUCUGGAGCGGCCUUUCUUGGCACCUUUAGUCAGCAUGGACACCUUCAGCAGCGGAUUCGAGAGCUAGAAGAUAAAAUAGAACUUCAAAAGCGGCAACUCAAAGAAAUAGAGGAAAAGCAUUCAUUGUGUGGCCUUGAUGAUGCUCCUGAGCCAAGAAAUGUGGAUAUUAAAAGAGCCUAUGGAGUGAACAACUGAAUCCACUUGCAAAAAACAGAAAAUAAUUAUUUGAGCAGCUUUAAAUUGGAGCAUUUUUGUCAUGAAACAUUUGCAUAAUACUUCAAGCUGCAAGAUAUUUGAAUUAAAAUUAGGAAUUUUUAAAGCUAUAGUUUCAAACUGGAAUGAUUUGAUAAUCAGAUAAGGAUCAGCACACCAUGAAUGCUAAAAAAAAUCUGUACAGAAUUUACAAAAAAGAAUCGAGCACUGGGAAAAAAUAUCAAGUGCAAUUACUGGCUGCUUUGUGAACUAUUAUCUACCAAAUGGUUUUAUUAUGAUACCGUGUCCUUAUGAUACCAUGUCCUUUGUGUCUCCAUAUUGCAUGCUUUCAACAAAGGUGGUUUGUAUUUCACCGAAGAACUACAGAAGCUCCUUUUAAAAAUAUAUAUAUAAAAGCUAAAUGCUGACAAUAAAUGCCAUAGUAAAUAUCUGAAGGGGGAAAAACUGUACAAAAUUGGAAAUGGAGAUUUAAAAACACACUGGUAAAAUUCAUACUAAAUUGUUAGAGUCUGAAACCACACAGAUAGGAAAAGAGAGGAAAUCACUGUUUAGAGAAAGCAACCAAAUAGGUGAAGUGGAGUUCUCAGAAGUUAGUGGUUGACUCUGAGACAUGGAGAGGUUAACAUGCAGCAAGGGAAGAAGCUAAAAUCGUUGGAUAAAGUAAAACUGUAGGGAGAGUAGGAGUUGCAUCAGAGAAUCAAAUCUUUGAAUGCCACUUGAAAAUUAAAGCAAUCACUUGGAAGGAUUUCCUUUGGAAGAAUGAAUGAUCUUGAGAUGAAAUGGAAGCUCAGGAAAGCACAACAUACGACUC
Messenger RNA from Gopherus flavomarginatus (Mexican gopher tortoise), 3703 nucleotides. RefSeq names its product janus kinase and microtubule interacting protein 1 (gene JAKMIP1). Gene Ontology annotation, molecular function: GABA receptor binding; microtubule binding; kinase binding. NCBI's taxonomy places the organism in Eukaryota, Metazoa, Chordata, Testudines, Testudinidae. The transcript has 23 exons. The coding region runs from base 241 to 2874 and encodes 877 amino acids. The record is from RefSeq and is a predicted model, not a curated record.